CAGAAAACAAAUCGUUCGUUCACCUUUUGUCCGACAUUUUAAGAUAGGGGUGACACCUUUGAUGGCCCAGUUGUCUCUGCAUUGCAAUUUUCAAAUGCGCGAGUGUCCCAACCUAAAGCAGCGAACUCAUCGGAAAGACAAUAAUUUGUAAAGGCGACAUAAGGCACACAACGAUACCAUCUCAAGCCAAACCUAGACUUCAGACCGAAAAUUUCGAUCGCAAAGCGCCAGCGCCAGCGCCGAAGACUGUGUCGCAACCAUCAAUUGCACGCACUAUGCAAUCACCGAUGGCUAUCACGACAGAAAUGUCGCAACAAAUCGACUUUUCGAAUGUGCAAGGAGAAAAAUCCAGCUUCUAUGAAGUCUGCAAGUUGCGAUAUCGACAUUUGAAGGAUGUUCAGCGCGGGAGACGAUAUCGUAAGCUCCAAUCGCGAAUCCCCUCAUACAGAUCACCUUCAGGUAGAAGAAAGCCACUCGAAAUAAUAUUGGAAUCUUGUGAUGUGACUCUCAGAAUAGAAACACGGAGAAUCAGCUUCAAUGACCAGCUCCAGACAACAACAACAUAUUCCAAAAAUGUAUAUGAUCGUUCUCCGAUUGCAACAGCGCACACGGAAAAUCAAUCUUUGCAUUUGUACAUGGAUCUCGUCUGUUUUAAAUUAACAGAAAUGAAGUUGCACAUGGACUCCGUCAAUAGCAUUAAUCUUCACAUGGCGAACACGGAUCCGCAAGACCUGAAUAUAAGAAAGCAAAUUAUACACGACAUACUAGCGGCUAAUUGGGGCUCGUCUGACUUGUAUUGAGAUGCGUAUCCCCGGGGACUGUAUGCGAGUAAAAUUUUCUGCUACGGUUAAUUCCCUUUGCAAGUGAAAGUUUCAAAGGCAUAUUUGUAGUAUAAGAUUGAGCAACUUCUGAGCAAGUUAUACUAUCUUGUAGGCGAGAAGUUCGAUAUAUUCCGUCCCUUUUUUAUGGGUCUAGUCUAAUUGCUCAGAAUAUAAAUAGAAAGUAGCGUAGGAGCGAAAUAUAGUCUUCAAUUGGCAUUAGAACUCUAAGUAAAAGUCAAAAUUAUCUGUGAACCAAUGUACUUCAUAAUAUAGUCAGCCUCCGGUGUGAACUCCGUGUAAUGAUCGCAAAUCGCAAGAAUAAAAGUACUCUGACUAUCAACGU
Sphaeroforma arctica JP610 is the source of this 1164-nucleotide messenger RNA. RefSeq lists its product as hypothetical. Lineage: Eukaryota; Ichthyosporea; Ichthyophonida. The transcript has a single exon. Bases 276 to 800 code for a protein of 174 amino acids. The record is from RefSeq and is a predicted model, not a curated record.